AUGUCGUAUCAUAUAAUCCAAGAAAAUGUUAGCAGUUCGCAUGAAAAAUAUGCCAGAUAUCGGCUUUCUUUUUUUGUGGGAUAUUUAAAUUGGUUGAUUCUUUGUACCGGCUCGAUAAUCGUUCACGAGAACACAACAGGGAUUGACGGUGCGCCCAGAAUCUUAUCGCGACCCAAGAGGUACUUGAUUUUUCCGCAGGGUAGUAAUUUGCAGUUAGUGUAUUGUCUGACUAUCGGAGCGUACGGCCGAGAAGGUGAUUCGGUGGUGGGACUGACAGCUGCCUUAGCCUGGGAACUUCCGAAUAAGGUCGACUCAAAGAUAUCGAAUUUACUUCACCGUAGAAGCCGAAGCGUCGUAUAUCCGAAAAUGGAGGCUUUCUUGCAAUCCACCGGUCUCGACGGUAGAUCCUGCGUGAUGAAAGCACUUUGCGAAGCAGGCCAACGAGAUCGUUCUCAAGUAGGCAUAGGAUCCUUCAUUCAGGAACUCCUCCAUGUGAUUUUUACAUUGCCAAAGGACGGUACUAAAUUCGAACGAUCGGAGGAACGCGACUACGAUCGCGCGUAUGAAAUGGACGGAAACUGCGAACAGCAAUAUCCUGCGUGUCGAUACUCUAUUUACGACAUAGACUUUUGA
Molecule: messenger RNA, 633 nt
Organism: Linepithema humile (Argentine ant)
Lineage: Eukaryota; Metazoa; Arthropoda; Insecta; Hymenoptera; Formicidae
Source: RefSeq, a predicted model, not a curated record